Messenger RNA from Sebastes umbrosus (honeycomb rockfish), 1572 nucleotides. RefSeq names its product es1 protein (gene es1). Bases 109 to 918 code for a protein of 269 amino acids. The transcript is spliced from 7 exons. Gene Ontology annotation, cellular component: mitochondrion. The record is from RefSeq and is a predicted model, not a curated record. NCBI's taxonomy places the organism in Eukaryota, Metazoa, Chordata, Actinopteri, Perciformes, Sebastidae.
AUAUAUACAGGCACAGCGAUAUUUCUACCACUCAAAGUCUACAGGCUCUUCGCUACAGAACUUUAAAGUUACAUUCUCCUCCUGAAACAGUGAGAUUGAAGCUUAAUCAUGCAGGCAUCCAGGACUUUGCUGUCAAAACAGACACUGACUGUUCUCUCUCGCCAGCCUGCCUGCUUUGUUCACCAGGGUGACUAUGGCAACUGGGGAAAUACCAACAUUGCAGUGGUUUUCUCAGGAUGUGGCUGGUGGGAUGGGACUGAUGUCCAUGAGGGAGUGUACACCAUGUACCACCUGAGCCGUAACGGUGCUCGCUUCCAGAUGUUCGCUCCAAAUCAGCAGCAGAUGCAUGUGAUGGACCACAUGAAGAAGCAGCCCGGCUCUGGGGAGAACCGGAACAUGAUGAUGGAGUCAGCUCGCUUCAGUCACGGUCAAGGAAAUAUGCAAAUGCAAGACCUGUCCAAGCUGGACGUCAACAGCUUUGAUGCUGUCAUCUUUCCAGGAGGCCACGGCGUCACAAAGAAUCUGUCCUCUUUUGUGAAGGAUGGCAAAGACUGCAAGCUGCACAACGAUGUGGAAAGGGUGCUUAAAGAGUUCCACCGCUCACGCAAGCCUAUUGGACUGGCCAGCAUGGCUCCCGUGCUGGCCUGCCGCGUGCUGCCCAGCAUCGAGGUGACCAUGGGCUACGAGAAAGACGACAACACUCGCUGGGGGAACUGGCCUCACACAAGCAUGGUGCAGGCUGUGAAGAGCAUGGGCGCUCGCCACCAAGUCCGCGAGCCAUAUGAAGCCUAUGUGGAUGAGAAGAACAAAGUGGUCAGCACUCCUUCCUUCUUGUGGGAAACAGAUUAUCACUAUCACUACAUCUUUGAUGGCAUCGGGACCAUGGUCAAACACGUCAUGCGUAUGUCAACCAAGUGAUGUGACAUUUCCAGCCUGGGAAAGAAAUAGAGGAAGUUGGUGUUGACGUACGACGUGCACCUCUGUAUCGUGAUGAAUUCCUACUUGAAACAAUAUAUAUGCUUUAGUUAAAGAGCAAAUGGCUUGUCGUGUGUAAUUGAUGGUUUCGGUUAAUAUGUCUACAUGUACAGAGAGGAGAUCUACACAUCUGAGGGGCUCAUGAGUCACUAUCCAUUUACCUUAACCCAUGUUUUUAACUUUAGAGACAUUAUUUCUUACUCAUACCAGGCAGGGAGGAGUUCAUCGUCCUCACAGUGACACAUCUGUGUAACACAGCAGAAAGCACCACCUCUGCAUGUAAUCACAGCUAACACUGACCUUGUAAAUAUGAGGUCAGCAGUUAAAUGACAAUUGAUUGUGAUCUUUUGUCACAGUGUUGCUGUUACACUACUGCUUCUGGAUCAUAAAAAACCCCACUAAAACAGUACACUACAGCAACAAAUUUAGGAUGUACAACAUUUUUUUUCUUUGGUCUCAUUUCGGCUGAAUGAAUGAGGAGCUACACCUUGUAUGUACUGUUGACAUAAACUACUGUUAUUAUUCUCUCAAUAUCACUGAUUAAGAUGUUAAAUCUCUUCCCCAAAUCCUUGAAAUAAACAGUAAUAGUAUGAUUAA